Messenger RNA from Lipotes vexillifer (Yangtze River dolphin), 2418 nucleotides. RefSeq names its product RNA exonuclease 5 (gene REXO5). Bases 100 to 2418 code for a protein of 772 amino acids. Gene Ontology annotation, cellular component: nucleus. NCBI's taxonomy places the organism in Eukaryota, Metazoa, Chordata, Mammalia, Artiodactyla, Lipotidae. The record is from RefSeq and is a predicted model, not a curated record. The transcript is spliced from 20 exons. Gene Ontology annotation, molecular function: exonuclease activity; RNA binding.
AAGCCGUUUGGGUUGGUGCGGCGUGGUUUUCUUUGCCGCGUUAACGGGGAAGACCGUUGGCACCCUCCCUUUCCGAGGCGGGCGGGGAGCGCUUCGCUCAUGGAGCCAGAGAAGGAAAGGACCGGGAGGACCCCCAAGAAGGGCAGGAAGAGGAGGCGGGUCCCGAAUAAGCUGGUCGGGGCGUCAGAGGUGAUGAGAGACCGUUGGGAUCUUGAGGAGAGGCAGCAGCCCGAGGCCAAGAAAGCCUGCUUAUCUACCAUUUUAUUUUCUGAUACCUGUGAAAUAACUCAUGGCCAGCUAUGUGAAUUGCUGAAGUAUGCAGUUCUGGGCAAAUCCAGUGUUCCUAAACCUAGCUGGUGCCAGCUUUUUCACCAAAACCACCUGAACAAUGUGGUGGUUUUUAUACUGCAGGGAAUGAGUCAGCUACACUUUUACAGGUUCUAUUUGGAGUUUGGGCUUCUCCGAAAGGCAUUCAGACACAAGUUCUGCUUGCCUCCCCCAUCAUCUGAUUUCCUAGCUGAUAUCAUUGGGCUGCAAAAGAAACAAAUAAUUGGGGAUCUGCCUAAAGGAAUGGAAGGGUCUUUACCUUCUUCCAGCUCAGAAGUCAGCAUCAACCUGCAGAAUGACCCCAUCGUUAAAAAGUAUGGCUCUAAGAAAGUAAGGUUGACCAGAUGCCUUCUCACAAAGGAGGAAAUGAAAACAUAUCACUUUCCGUUACAAGGUUUUCCUGACUGUGAAAACUUUGUGCCUACAAAAUGUUGUGGUUUUAUAACCAACAACAGUCCUCUCUUUGGGCUUGACUGUGAAAUGUGCUUGACAUCCAAGGGGCGAGAACUAACACGCAUCUCACUGGUUGCUGAAGGAGGCUGCUGUGUUAUGGAUGAACUUGUUAAACCUGACAACAAGAUUGUGGACUACCUCACCAGUUUCUCAGGAAUCACAAAGAAGAUUCUUAACCCAGUGACAACCAAACUCAAAGAUGUACAGAGACAGUUAAAAGCACUGCUUCCUCCCAACGCUGUGUUAGUGGGCCACUCCUUAGACUUAGAUCUCAGAGCACUGAAAAUGAUACAUCCAUAUGUUAUUGAUACAUCAUUGCUUUAUGUCAGAGAGCAGGGCAGAAGAUUUAAGCUCAAGUUCUUAGCCAAAGUUAUUUUGGGGAAGGAUAUACAGUGUCCAGAUAGGUUUGGUCAUGAUGCCACAGAAGAUGCUAGAACAACCCUUGAAUUGGCUCGGUAUUUCCUCAAAUAUGGCCCAAAGAAGAUUGCAGAACUGAAUCUGGAGGCACUGGCUAGUCACCCAGAACUAGAAGCAGCAGGCCUAGAGCUGAGAAAUACAGCGGAAGUAGUUCAGCAGCUAAACACAAGUGUUUUAGAAUGCUUGGACUCAGUGGGCCAGAAGCUGCUUUUCUUGACUCGGGAGGCAGAUGCUACUGAACUUUCUUCUUCCAAAAACUGUCAAACUAUUAAGUGCUUUUCAAAUAAAGAGGUUCUUGAGCAGGCUAGAGUGGAAGUCCCCCUGUUUACCUUCAGCAUCGUGCAGUUCUCUAUUGAACCCUUUCCACCCAACCUCAGUGAGGAGAUGAGCAAAAGAAUGAAGAUCAAGUGGAUGGAGAUGUCAACUGUCUAUGCUGGGCCAUUUAGCAAAAAUUGUAACCUUAGAGCUCUGAAGAGGCUGUUUAAGAGUUUUGGUCCAGUCCGGUCAUUGACUCUUACUCUUGAAUCCCAUCAGCCACAUUUCUGUAUACAAUACGAAGUCCUGGAAGGUGCCCAGCUGGCCAUAGAGUCUUUGGAUGGCAGCCUGGUAGAAGGUACCUGCAUCAAGGUGCAGAGGCCUGUGACAGAGCUCACCCUUGAUUGUGACAUCCUUGUGAAUGAGCUGGAACAAGAUUCUGAGAACCGAGGUACUAUAUACCUGUCUGGAGUGAGUGAAACCUUCAAGGAACACCUGUUGCAACAGUCCAGCCUCUUCCUGGGCCUGGAAGCUCUGAUCUUGCCUAAAGAUCUUCAAAAUGGAAAGCAGAAAAACUACUGUUUCUUGAGAUUCAGAACUUUUGGCAGUGCCCAGAGGGCCCUUGGCAUUCUCACAGGCAAGAACUGGAAGCUGAAAGGCAGGCAUGCCCUAACCCCCAGGCACCUCCAUUCAUGGCUCAGCGGCUUACCUCCUGAAUCAAGGCCCCCAGGGCUCCGUGUCAUACCUCCGCCCUCGGAGCAGGAGGCCGUGCAGAUGCUGAAGUUGGACCACCCAAAGAUAGCAGCCUGGCGCUGGGGCAGGAAGAUAGGAAAGCUCUACCACAGCCUGUGCUCAGGCACCCUCUGCCUCAUCCUGCUGCCAGGAACUGAGAGCACUCAUGGAUCGCUCUCUGGCCUAGGAUUGAUGGGAAUAAAAGAUGAAGAGGAAAGCAACACCCUAAACUAG